CGAACCCAACGUCAUCAGCGUUGAGUGUUCUGCUUUUAACGUUUUUCUGCUCCUGGAAAAUACUGUCUACCGUUUUAGUUACUGUUAUUGAUGAUGUCUGUCAAUGGAGAAGGUGAUGCUCCGGCCGUAGAGGCUCCUCCGGUGGAGGCCCCGGCGGCCGAGGAGACCAAGAAAGCUGAGAAGGUUGUCAAGGAGAGGAAGCCAAGAGCCACUAAGGAGAGAAAGCCCAAGCAGCUCAAAACUGCUUCCCAUCCUCCAUAUUUUCAGAUGAUCAAGGAGGCGCUGUUGUCUCUGAACGAGAAGAGCGGGUCGAGUCCGUAUGCCAUAGCCAAAUUCAUAGAAGAGAAGCAUAAAGCGGUGCUUCCAGCUAAUUUCAAGAAGAUUUUGGGUCUACAGCUGAAGAACUCUGCAGCGAGAGGAAAGCUUAUCAAAAUCAAGGCGUCCUACAAGCUAUCUGAAGCGGGAAAGAAUGACAAAGUCUCUAAAGUCUCAAAGCCCACAGCGGAGAAGAAGCCCAAACAGACAAAGACCAGAUCUACUGCCACAACCAAGGCAACAACUAGGUCAGCGAAGAAGCCCGAGAAGACGAAGAAGGUAUCGAAGCCUGCAAAGAAGUCGAAGAAAUCGACACCUGCGAAGCCCAAACCGCCAAAGUCUAUUAAAUCCCCAGCUGCUAAGAAGGCGAAGAAGAGCGCCGCUUAAUGUAAAUAGGAAAAAUGGAGAGAAUAAAGAUAACGCUGCAAGCGAAAUGUAUGUUUGCGUGUGUGUGUGUGUGUGUGUGUGUUUAGGUAUGUUUCUGUGAAUAUGACGUGGGUUUUGCCAGUUAGGAUCGGGUUAGCGGAUGUAUGAACAUAUUUUGGUCUCUGUAAUCUACGAGUUUUUAGUUCCUUUCUAAUGGAAAUUUAGAGAUAGCCGGAAAAAAAGCUUUUGUAGUUGAAAUGCACUAAGUUUAUCGUUCUCUUUCUCUGUUCUCUGUAUAAUUUUCUUAUUAAGGAACUUUGCUCUGGUA
Molecule: messenger RNA, 1009 nt
Organism: Ziziphus jujuba (common jujube)
Lineage: Eukaryota; Viridiplantae; Streptophyta; Magnoliopsida; Rosales; Rhamnaceae
Product: histone H1
Exons: 2
Coding region: 91-702 (203 amino acids)
Biological process (GO): nucleosome assembly; negative regulation of DNA recombination; chromosome condensation
Cellular component (GO): nucleosome; nucleus
Molecular function (GO): double-stranded DNA binding; nucleosomal DNA binding; structural constituent of chromatin
Source: RefSeq, a predicted model, not a curated record